Messenger RNA from Aspergillus tanneri, 1461 nucleotides. RefSeq lists its product as uncharacterized. The record is from RefSeq and is a predicted model, not a curated record. The transcript is spliced from 6 exons. Lineage: Eukaryota; Fungi; Ascomycota; Eurotiomycetes; Eurotiales; Aspergillaceae. Bases 1 to 1461 code for a protein of 486 amino acids. Gene Ontology annotation, biological process: phospholipid catabolic process. Gene Ontology annotation, molecular function: hydrolase activity, acting on ester bonds.
AUGAAAUCAACUGUUGCUUUGGUCUUUGCACUGGCCGCAUGCACCUCGGCUCUUCCUCACAAACGGGGAGAGGAGGUCUGGGGCCGGCUUCGUUCCAAUAUCAAACAUGUCAUCUAUCUGAUGAUGGAGAACCACUCGUUUGAUAAUAUCGCUGGAUACUGGGACUUCCAUCCAGAUAUCGACAACCUGCGUAAUAUCAAAUACUGCAACGAGUACACUAACCCCAACUGGACGGUGUGGGAUGAACCGCUGGAAAUCUGCGCCUCGCCAUAUGAGACAGAAGUGCCGCUGACCGACCCGGACCAUGAAUUUGCUGGUGUGACAUAUCAGAUCUACCGGAAAUGGAGCGCCACGAACGACGAUGUUGCAAGUAUGGGAGGAUUCAUUGAGCGUCAAUCUGAAAAAUACAGUGCUACGCCAGGAGAGGCGGGGUUUGUUAUCAAAUCCUACGACUACAAGAAAUCAUCAACGCUGGCAGAGCUCGCGCAGAGCUUUGCAUUCUGGGACUCAUAUUUUGCGGAACACCCGGGGCCUACUAAUCCCAAUAGGCAAUUUGCGACGUCGGGCUCGACCUGUGGAUAUCUCGACAAUAGUAAUCAAGCGGCAGGGUUUUUCAACAAUAUGACCGGCACGACGUGCGCGACGUCCAUAUUCGAGGCGUUGAGCCAUAAGAACAUUAGCUGGAAGAAUUACUACGAAACAGAUAUCAUCGAUGCAUGGAUGUAUAAAGUCAGUGUUGUCCCCUAUUUCCAUAAGGAUGCGCCGCUUACUAUCCUGCAGUGGGUUCAAGACAAUGCCAUGGACCGUCUGGCCCACGCCAAUGACUUCUAUCGGGACUUAGAAGAGGGCACGCUGCCCACUUUCUCCUAUAUCAACCCGGAAUGCUGCACAAUCGACUCCAUGCAUCCCACCAGCAACAUGGCUGCCGGCGAGCAGUUGAUUAAACAUGUGUACGAUGCAGUGCGGCGGUCCAAAUACUGGGAUAACGCCUUGAUCAUCAUCAACUUUGAUGAACACGGAGGCUUUGCGGACCACGUUCCACCGCCGGUAAACGUUCCACAGCCACAAGACAAGAUCGAAUUCGAUGGGGAGUCGGAGGGACAUCAUGUUCACUAUGACUUCACCCGUCUUGGAGUGCGCGUCCCGGCUUUCCUGAUAUCACCAUAUAUCGAACCCAACACUCUGAUCCAUGACCAGGGUACCAUGUACGCCGACAACUCAGCCUACACGCACUCGUCUUUCCUGCACUUCCUGCAGGAGCUGUGGGAUCUGGAGGGACUUAAUAACCGCGUGCAAUGGGCCAAGACCUUUGAGCAUGUUUUCUCGCAUAAGAUGCGCGAGGACACGCCCAUGAGUCUGACCACGCCCCGGUGGUAUGGUAGUAGCUGGGAGCCGAAGCCGGAGCCAUUUUAUCUUCUUAACCAGGAUGAGAGCUACUAUAGGAAUAGGAAUAAGAAUUGA